Misgurnus anguillicaudatus (oriental weatherfish) is the source of this 2109-nucleotide messenger RNA. Its product is annotated as gap junction delta-2 protein. Gene Ontology annotation, cellular component: connexin complex. Lineage: Eukaryota; Metazoa; Chordata; Actinopteri; Cypriniformes; Cobitidae. Gene Ontology annotation, biological process: cell-cell signaling. The record is from RefSeq and is a predicted model, not a curated record. Gene Ontology annotation, molecular function: gap junction channel activity.
GACCCUCCAAAUAAAGCCCCCGUGCUUAUAUGACGCAGCAAGGCUCUCCACAACGCUGAUAGCCAUAUUAAAGGCAGCCGCCCUCCACCCACCCAUCAAUCUGAUGUGAAGAUCGAAAAUAGGAGGGCUUACAUGACUCUGCUCCACCACAGUGGAGGGCGAGGAAACGCGUGUGGCAUCUUCCAGCAUCAGCACUGCCACGGUGCAGUGAACAGCAUCAUCCAUGCGUUUACCUCACAACAGCGGACAAUAAGCAGGAUAUACACGCGCUUUUUCCCGGGAUUUGAGCAGAAUCUGCGGAUGACCAGCAAUGGGGGAAUGGACCAUACUAGAGAGACUUCUGGAGGCUGCUGUCCAGCAGCACUCCACUAUGAUAGGAAGGAUCCUACUGACAGUGGUGGUGAUCUUCCGGAUUUUAAUCGUAGCUAUAGUGGGAGAGACAGUGUAUGACGACGAGCAGACCAUGUUCGUCUGUAACGCCUUACAACCGGGCUGUAACCAGGCGUGUUACGACAAGGCUUUCCCCAUAUCGCACAUCAGAUACUGGGUCUUUCAGAUCAUCAUGGUCUGCACGCCCAGCCUGUGCUUCAUCACGUACUCGGUGCAUCAGUCGGCCAAGCAGAAGGAGCGGCGAUACUCCACCGCCACCGUCCUCCUGUCGCUGGACAGUAAAGAGCAAGAGUCGCUGAAGCGCGAGGAGAUCAAGAGCCAAAAGAUCAAGAACACCAUCGUGAACGGAGUAACGCACAGCGUGGAUAACACCACCAAAGACCCCGAGCCCGACUGCCUGGAGGCCAAAGAGCUGAUCACGUCGAGCUCGGGCAAGCCCGUCAAGUCGAAAAUGCGUCGCCAGGAGGGCAUCUCGCGCUUCUACAUCAUUCAGAUCGUGUUCAGGAACGCGCUGGAGAUCGGCUUCCUGGUGGGCCAGUAUUUCUUGUACGGAUUCAACGUGCCCGCCGUGUACGAGUGCGACCGGUACCCGUGCAUCAAAGAGGUGGAGUGUUACGUGUCCAGACCCACGGAGAAAACCGUCUUCCUCGUCUUCAUGUUCGCGGUGAGCGGCUUUUGCGUGGUGCUCAAUCUGGCCGAGCUCAAUCACUUGGGCUGGAGGAAGAUCAAAACGGCCGUGAGGGGCGUCCAGGCCCGAGGAAGUCCAUCUAUGAGAUCAGGAACAAAGAUCUGCCCCGCAUGACCAUGCCCAAUUUCGGGCGCACUCAGUCCAGUGACUCUGCCUACGUGUAAUCCAGGCUGUACAGAGAGCGCGCAGAAGAAAUCAAAAAACACCCCACGGACGAGUCCCUUCGAUCGCCGCGUAAGGUUCAUGAAAUGCAAGCAGUCGGGUAGGACGUUUUUGUUACCGUUCGUUUUAAAGACUCCAUUGACUUCUUCAACUGUGGAUGACAAACACGUUUGUAAAACUAUACGAUGCAACUUUUGUACUCUGAGAUGUAGUAGCCUACACACAAAGAGCAAACACUGAUACCCGAAUGCGCGUUCCCUCUCCAAACGAGCUGCGGUUGCGCUUUACAUCACAGUGCCCGUGUUACACACAACGCAUGCCGAUACGAUUGAUUGAUUGAUUUAUCAUCAUCAUCAUCCUUUUAUCUUAAUGCACCGGGAAACAAUUGCAGAUGAAGUACGAGUACUCAUGUCAUUGCACUGUGACAUGCGCAGUGGCAUGUGAAGCGUGACCGAAGCUGCUCAACUAAAUACUUGAAGGGAGCGAACAGAGUACGUUUUGCACUAACGAGAUGCUGCUGCCGACAGUAUCAGUUUUUGACAUCACAUUUAGUGCACAUCGGGAGAGUCUUACAGUCAACCACACAUUGACAUUUCAAUAUAUGAUUUCUCUCUUUUGGUUGCCUGUACCGCACCAUUGACCUUAACGUAGGCUACUAUAUGUGAUUCAUUACAUUGCAAAACUGCUGUCUGUCUGUCUGUCUGUCUGUGUGAGUGAAUUUGCUGCAAACGCUUAAAGUCUGUGAUUUUAUUUGAACACCAAAGCGCUUCUUUCAUUUGUGAGGUGUCUUUCCGCUUGUGUAAUCAAGUGCCAUACUUGUAUAUAAAUAUAUGCAUAUAUAAAUGCAUAUAAAAUAUAUAUAUAUAUAU